Acanthosepion pharaonis is the source of this 1272-nucleotide messenger RNA. The record is from the annotation of a GenBank genome assembly. NCBI's taxonomy places the organism in Eukaryota, Metazoa, Mollusca, Cephalopoda, Sepiida, Sepiidae.
AUGUCAGAUAAGGUACCCCAUCCAAACUCUAUCUUUCUUUCUCUAUUCCCACUCCUUCAAUUACACUUCUUUCUUUUUGUUAUCUCUCUCUCGUCCGUACUCUAUCUUUCUCUCACUCUACCGCUAUCUCUCUCUCUCUCUCUCUCUCUCUCACUUUUUCUCUCUUUCUUUCUUUCUUUUUUUCUUUCUUGUUGCGUUCACACUCUUCUUUUUCUUACAAAUCAUUUUCAAAUACCUGGACAUCUCUUUCCUGUCCUUUAUUUCUCAUAUAAUUCUUCUUCAUUUAUGCUGUCCUCAGAUUCUCUCGUCUUUUCUUCUUCUUCCUGUUUUUUUUUCGUCUCUCACCACCACCACCACCACUACCACCACGAUCAAUCAUUUAUUGACGAUAUAAGCACUCCCCUCCCAAGCCCGACCUCUGUCGUGGCUGCACUUCAAGCAACCCAACCUAUUCCACUCGACGUCACAGAUUCAUCAUAUGAUUACUGCUUCGGCAAAAAGAGCGCGACCGAUACGAUCGCUAUCAGCAGACUCGUUAACCGUUCGCAGACCCGUCGGGUUAAAUCUUUCGACUUAUCAGACGGAAGUUGCCCUACUGGACCGGCGAGCUGUUGUUUAAUGGGGCGAGUUUUCUGUCAUUUUCUCUCUCACUCUCUCGCAAUCUUUCUUUCUCUCUGUGUCAUACCCACUUUUUUCUCUUUCCCUACCACCCUGUCAACCAUAUCUCUCUAUCAGUCGCUUCCUCUCUCAAUUAUAUCUUUUUCCAUCUUUCCUUUCUUCUCUCUCCCACUUUCUCCUGUUUACUUUCGUUCUUUCUCCCACUUUCUCUCUCUCCCUCAUUCUUUCUCUCACUCCCAACUUCGUAUUUCUCUUCCCCUUUCCGUAACUGUUGUUUCCUACCUCCUUUAUUGUCUCUCUUUAUAUCCUUCUCAUUUUGAAUCUAUCUCUUUUUACUUCUCCCUCUCUCAUAUCCCUUUCUCUUCUUUUAAUUUCCGUCUACCCUUUCUCCGUGUUUUUCAACAUCUCUGUCCUCUCUAUUUGCCUCACUUCCCUCUCUCUCCAUGUAUAUUUUCAUCUCUCUUUCUCUUCACCUCGCUCUUCUAUUCUCUCUUUCUCUUCAUUUCUCCUUACUGCUCUAUCUCUCUUUCUCUCCUUUUACACUUUCUAUUUAGUCACCCUCUCUACUUUACUUUCUUUCUAUGUUUUUUCUCUCUCUGUUUGAUGGUUCCUUUUCUUUCCUGCUCUCUCACUUUCUCUUUUCUUUGUAUGUAA